UUCCUAAUCGCACCCUCUGCCCAUCUCUUCCAGGGACUUUGAAUAUGUCGGGGAUCGCCCUCAGCAGACUCGCCCAAGAGAGGAAAGCUUGGAGAAAAGACCACCCAUUUGGUUUUGUGGCUGUCCCGACAAAAAACCCCGACGGCACGAUGAACCUCAUGAACUGGGAGUGUGCCAUUCCAGGAAAGAAAGGGACUCCAUGGGAAGGAGGGUUGUUUAAACUGCGGAUGCUUUUCAAAGACGAUUAUCCAUCCUCACCACCGAAAUGCAAAUUUGAACCACCGUUGUUCCACCCAAACGUGUACCCUUCAGGCACAGUGUGCCUGUCCAUCCUCGAGGAAGACAAGGACUGGCGGCCAGCCAUCACGAUUAAGCAGAUCUUACUAGGAAUACAGGAACUUCUAAAUGAACCAAAUAUCCAAGAUCCAGCUCAAGCAGAGGCCUACACGAUUUACUGCCAAAACAGAGUGGAAUACGAGAAGAGAGUUCGAGCACAGGCCAAGAAGUUUGCACCCUCAUAAGCAGCAACCUUGGGGCAUCUAAAAGGAAGGGAUUGGUUUGGCAAGAACUUGUUUACAACCUUUUUGCAAAUCUAACGUUGCUCUGUACAAUUACUAGUCACCUGGGGAGGGUUGGACGGGCGCCAUUUUCCAUUUCCGCCACUGGUACACAGUUCUCGACUCGCUGAAUUGCCCAGUUUUUCACACAGGGUCUCUUCCUUCAGUCUUUUGUAUUUUUGAUUGUUAUGUAAAACUUGCUUUUAUUUUAAUAUUGAUGUCAGUAUUUCAACUGCUGUAAAAUUAUAAACUUUUAUACUUCGAUGAGCCCCCAGAGCUCGAUCCCUCGCUCACAGAUGCGGCAUGCUUCUCCCAGUCAGAGCUGCGCGUGGCCUCAGCUGGCUGCAUGAGAAAGGAAGUCCGCCUGCCCUUCCCGCCGCACUGUUCUCUCUCCGCAGAACCUGGGUUGUGUUGCUUACGAGCCCCAGAUCCAAAGUCGGCCAGCACCUCGUCUCCGCAUCACUUCCUUUGUGUUUAUAUGGCGUUUUGUCUGUGUUGCUGUUUAGAGUAAAUAAACUGUUUAUAUAAAGGUU
Messenger RNA from Ceratotherium simum simum (southern white rhinoceros), 1090 nucleotides. The record is from RefSeq and is a predicted model, not a curated record. NCBI's taxonomy places the organism in Eukaryota, Metazoa, Chordata, Mammalia, Perissodactyla, Rhinocerotidae.